AUGCCUGCCAACGGUUUCGGCCUUGGUAUCUCCCAGGCUGCUCCUGCUCGUAACGUGCACCUCGACGAACUCUUGGCCAAGCUAUCUGAGCAGCAAAUCCUUCUCAACAAGCAGAGCACUGCUCUUCACGCUCAGCGUGCUGGUGAGACGUCUCCAGACUCUUCUGGCUCUGGUGCCCUUACCAACCCUUACGCCGCUACACCUCACACUGACAAUCAAUUCAACGACAUCCUUCAAGCUGACAUGGCUGAGAUGUUGCGUCUCAAGAAGGAGCUAGAGACUGCUCAGACUCAGAUUGCUCGCAUGGAUCAGGAGUUGUCUCAGUCUCGCAUCACCAAGCACACCCUUGAGCAGGCCAUGGGCUCUCAGUUCGACUCGGACUUUGAUCACAUCCGUGACCUUCGUCCUCAGGGUGUCGCUGCUCGUGUCGACAACUGGGUCCAGUCGACUGAGCCAGGUGUUCCUCCCAUCACCUCUAACGCCAACAUCAAUGCUGCUCACUUGGCUCCUCCCGCUGCUCGCGGUAUCUGGGGCUCCGCACCUUCCUUCGGCCCUGUCGGUGCUGGAGGUCCCAAUGGUCCUGGCGGUCCCGGUGUCAUCGGUCAAGCACUCAACAACACUAACAACUGGCCCCUUACCGAUCCUCGUCUCAUGUCUGGUGCUCGUCUGGAAGCUACCAAUGCUAACAUCGAGCCUUCCUCCGCUGAGAUGUCUAUGCGCGGUGCUCACAGUCGUCCAGCUUCGGCUUUCGGCAACCACCUUCACCCUUGGAGCCAGUUCAGCCCUAACAUCAACGCAUCUGAGCAGUCCGGCAUCACUCCACCCUUGACACCACUUUCUCUUCAGUCGAUGCAGAACAUGCAUAACAUCACCGGAAUGCCUCACCCUAUGUCGGACCAGGCCCUCAUGAACAACAUGUCCUUCGGUUCCAGAUCCAACAGCACCAGAUUGUCUCCCACCGCCGCCGAGUUCCAGGCUGGUGGUUACGGCAGCACUGGAUGGGCCAUUGGCCACCAGCCUGGCAGCUACCUCACCAACGCCGAGCCCAUGAACUACCGUCGUCUUCUGGACCGCAACAUGAGCUGCAACUGGAAGUACAUCGUCGACAAGAUCGUCCACAGCAACGACCAGCAGGCAUCUAUCUUCCUUCAGCAGAAGCUCAAGGUUAGCACCCAGGAGCAGAAGUAUGAGAUCGUCCAGGCCAUUAUUGAACAGGCCUACCCUCUCAUGAUCAACCGCUUCGGCAACUUUCUGGUUCAGCGCUGCUUUGAGCAUGGCACUCCCGAGCAGAUCAUCGCCAUUGCCCGUGCUAUUCGCAACAACACCCUCAACUUGAGCAUGGAUCCCUUUGGCUGCCACGUUGUUCAGAAGGCUUUCGACAGUGUGCCUGAGGAGUACAAGGCCAUCAUGGUCCACGAGCUUCUGCGCCGCAUCCCUGAGACGGUUAUUCACCGUUACGCCUGCCAUGUCUGGCAGAAGCUGUUCGAACUCCGCUGGAGCGACACCCCUCCUCAGAUCAUGAAGUACGUCAACGAAGCUCUCCGCGGCAUGUGGCACGAGGUUGCCCUCGGUGAGACUGGCAGUCUCGUCGUCCAGAACAUCUUCGAGAACUGCCUUGAAGAGGACAAGCGUCCCUGCAUCAACGAGGUCCUUGCCAGCAUCGACGUUAUCGCCCAUGGUCAAUUCGGCAACUGGUGCAUUCAGCACAUCUGCGAACACGGCGCCAUUCCUGAUCGCAACCACGCCAUUGACCACGUCCUCCGUUUCGCUACCGAGUACAGCAUGGACCAGUUUGCCAGCAAGGUUGUCGAGAAGUGCCUCAAGAUUGGCGGCACCGAGUUCCUUGACCGUUACCUUGACCGUGUCUGCGAGGCUCGCGCUGACCGCCCUCGUAUGCCUCUCAUUGAUGUCGCCGGUGACCAGUUCGGAAACUACUUGAUCCAGUACAUCCUCAGCCACGCCGAUGCUCAGCGUCGCGAGGUCGUCGCGAGCCACAUUCGCAAGCACAUGGUCUCCCUUCGUGGCUCCAAGUACGGUUCCCGUGUGGCUAUGCUCUGCAGCAACCCUGCUGUCGCCACCCGCCCUGGCCCUCCUACUGGCAUUUCUAUGGGUCGUAGCGCUGGCGGCUUCGGUGAGCGCCCCUACAACGGCGCUCGUGGCUUCCCCUACGGCGGAGGCUACCGCUGA
Messenger RNA from Aureobasidium melanogenum CBS 110374, 2187 nucleotides. Its product is annotated as ARM repeat-containing protein. The transcript has 3 exons. Gene Ontology annotation, cellular component: cytoplasm. NCBI's taxonomy places the organism in Eukaryota, Fungi, Ascomycota, Dothideomycetes, Dothideales, Saccotheciaceae. The record is from RefSeq and is a predicted model, not a curated record. Gene Ontology annotation, biological process: post-transcriptional regulation of gene expression. Bases 1 to 2187 code for a protein of 728 amino acids. Gene Ontology annotation, molecular function: mRNA 3'-UTR binding.